Nerophis lumbriciformis (worm pipefish) is the source of this 1829-nucleotide messenger RNA. RefSeq lists its product as uncharacterized. The record is from RefSeq and is a predicted model, not a curated record. NCBI's taxonomy places the organism in Eukaryota, Metazoa, Chordata, Actinopteri, Syngnathiformes, Syngnathidae. Gene Ontology annotation, cellular component: nucleus. Gene Ontology annotation, biological process: regulation of gene expression.
AGCAGCUCUAAGACUUCGGAGUCGACCAAGAUGGCGGACUGAGCGUUCUAACAGCACAUUUAGUAACACGCACAUCACAUAUUCGUCUUUUCUGAAACCCACAGAACGUAAGUUGAGUUUGGAGCGAUGGAGUAUUACCUGAAGUGAAGAUUGAAGACGUGAUAGAAGAUGGACGACUACUGCUAUGCUAAGAUGGUGACGUCAUGUAAAAGAGAAAGUGAAAGAGAAUCAACUUCCAGCAAAUCACCAACGGAGAAAAGUGCAGAUAAUGGGGAGUGAGUUGAAUUUCCCUAAUUUGAAAGCUACCAUCCGCCCUGAAAAUCACGUUGAUGAGAAAUUAGCCGACUUUGUUGAAGAAUGUCGACAAAGACUGGACCACAUGUCUACAUCAACGUGCAGAGGAUUGGAGACCACCAAACACAAGUUGAGCUCGGAGCGACGGAGAGUUUUCUGCAGUGAAGACGUGAGAGCACAUGGACGACUACUGCUAUGCUAAGAUGGCGACGUCAUGGAAAAGAGAAAGAGAACAUUCCAGCAAAUCACCAACGGAGACAAAGACGAAAGAUGAAGACGCCCUGCAGCUGAUUGGUCUUCCAGAAGAUGCUCCCGUGGGGAGCUCCACUUUGAAGAAGGAGGAUCCGCAGCCCCUCCACAUUAAAGAGGAAGAGGAGGAACUCUGGAUCACUCAGGAGGGAGAGUGUCUUCUAGGACGAGAGGAAGCUGAUUACACCAAGUUGCCACUGACUGUUGUCUCUGUGAAGACUGAAGAUGAUGAAGAGAAACCACAACCAGACCACCUCUUAGCUCCACUAUCAGAUAGUGAGGCUGAACACGAGGUUGAAGUAACUUUGAGCAGCGAUACAGACUGUGAAGGUGAUAUGAGGACUCACACUAAGACAAAAGGUACAAAACGUUUUCUCUGCUCAGUUUGUGGUAAAAAGUUUUCCUAUAAGAGAGUUUUGACAGACCACAUAAGGACUCACACUGGAGAAAAACCCUUUCGAUGUCCAUUUUGCGAUAAAGGUUUUUCUCAAAAGAGCAAUUUGACCCAACAUAUCAGAACACACACGGGAGAAAACACAUUUAGUUGUCCCGAAUGUGCCAAAAACUUCUCGCAAAAGGGCAAUUUGACCGAACACAUGAAAAUACACAGCGGAGAAAAAACCUACAAUUGUUCGGUUUGUGGUAAAAACUUUUCUCAAAAGAGAGUUAUGAUCCAACACAUGAGAACGCACACAAAAGAGAAACCAUUUAAUUGCUCGGUUUGCGACAAAAGCUUUGCUCAAAAAAUUGUUUUGAGCCAGCACAUGAGAACACACACAGGGGAGAAACCAUUUAAUUGCUCGGUUUGCGACAAAAACUUUGCUCAAAAAAGAGCCGUGAUCCAACACAUGAGAACGCACACAGGAGAAAAACCAUUUAAGUGUUCAGUUUGCGACAAAAGCUUUUCGCAGAAAAGCACUUUGAGCAAACACAGCCGAACACACACGGGAUAAAUAAACAUUUCAUUGUGUGGAGCCAGACCAAGUUAGGAGAACUUUCUUUGGCGUUUGUUUCGCUCCCGUCUGUAAGCCACACAACUGUUUUUGUGGAUGCAAAUAGAAGUCUGACUUGUUCUCAGUCAUCCUGCCUUCUUCCUGUCCAGACAACUUCUCAAUAAAAAUCGCUGCCGACACCCUGAACUGAAGCAUCAACAAUCAAAAGACAGCCAAUGACGCAGCAGGAAACUGUAUCUACGCCACAUAUUAUUGGAUUGUUCACGUUGUCACACGCAUUCUUUGCAAUAUGUUCAUUGUGUCAUUUUUGCAACUGUUUUCUUCAACUCUUAU